CUCACACAAGUUUUUUUCUCUCUCUCUCUCUCUCUCACUCUCCGCUCUUCAAAAAAGUUCCCCAAACUUUGCCACCAAAGUUUUUUUUCCGCUCUCCUCCGGACUCCCUCUCUCCCUCUCUCUCUCUCUCUCUCUCUCUCUUUCCCCGCGAGUCUCCGGCUCUCCCGUUCCCCCCAUGAGGACUCCAGUCAGGGGCUAAGGGGAUGGGGGGCAGACCGCUCCCGGGCUGGGGCUGCUGGGGCUGCUGCUGGGGCUGGUGGUGGUGCUGCUUCCUGGGGGCUGUCGCUGUGUGUGGAGCAUUACAGUGCCGUAACGCCUUUGAGCCGUGCAUCAAUGAGGGGAAGUGUGAGACCCGUCGCAAUGGCACCGGAUAUUGUGCAUGUGGAGCUGGAUUUGUGGGCGAGUAUUGUCAGUACCCUAAUCCCUGCCGGAUCCCAGCCUGCCUGAACGGAGGCACGUGCAGUGUGCUGUACGCCGGAAGCCAAGUACAGAGCACGUGCACUUGUGCUUUGGGAUUUUCCGGUGAGCGCUGUGAGACUGCCAUCCCCAGCGCUUGCUCCAGCAAACCCUGCCAGAACCAAGCCACCUGCCGCCUCCUCUCCCUGGAGCGAUAUGAGUGCGUCUGCCAGCAAGGAUGGACAGGUAAGACCUGCCAGCGAGUGGAUGCCUGCUCCUCGCAACCCUGCCUCCAUGGAGCGACGUGUGGCAAUUCUGGGAGCCGCUACACGUGCGCCUGUACACCUGGCUACACUGGCUCCUCCUGCCAGACAGACGUGGAUGAAUGUGUGGCCGGGAACCUGUGCCAGAACGGGGGCACGUGUGAGAACGUGCCCGGUUCCUACCAUUGCCAUUGCCAGGCGGGCUUUACCGGUGGCAACUGCGAGAGUGUUUACGUGCCCUGCUCACCGUCACCCUGCACCAAUGGAGGCACCUGCCGCCCAACCAAUGAUGACCUAGCCUACGAGUGUAACUGCCUGCCAGGGUUCGAUGGGAAGGACUGCGAGAUCAACAUUGAUGAUUGUCCAGAUCACAAGUGCAACAAUGGAGGGACCUGCGUGGACGGAGUCAAUACCUAUAACUGUCAGUGCACUCCAGAGUGGACAGGUCAGUUCUGCACAGAAGACGUGGAUGAGUGUCAGCUGCAGCCAAAUGCUUGUCUGAAUGGAGGGACCUGUUCCAACAACAUUGGAGGCUAUGACUGCAUCUGUGUGAACGGAUGGAGUGGAGAUGACUGUAGUGAGAACAUCGAUGACUGCGCAACCACCUCCUGCAUGAACGGUGCCACCUGCAUUGACCGCGUUGCCUCUUUCUAUUGCGAAUGCCCCAUUGGAAAAACAGGUCUUCUUUGCCACUUGGAUGAUGCAUGUGUGAGUAACCCCUGUCAUGAAGGGUCUGUGUGCAACACCAACCCUCUGAAGGUCGACUACUUUUGCACUUGUCCCUCUGGCUACAGGGGCACGGCAUGUGACGAGGACAUAAAUGAGUGCUCUCUUGGAGGCAACCCUUGUGAGCACGGGGGGAAGUGCGUCAACACAGAUGGCUCUUUCCGCUGCGAGUGCUCGGUGGGCUACACAGGACCGCGAUGCGAGACGGACAUCAAUGAGUGCAUCUCCAUGCCCUGCCAGAACGAUGCCACCUGCCUGGACCAGAUCGGGGAAUUCAAGUGCAUCUGUAUGCCAGGGUUCAUGGGAAUGCACUGCGAGAUGGACAUCAACGAGUGUGAAAGCCACCCGUGUCUGAACAGCGGGGUGUGCAAGGACGAAGUGAACCGCUUUGUGUGUGACUGUCCCCCUGGUUUUGCAGGGACCACAUGCCAGAUCGAUGUGGAUGAGUGUGCCAGCACGCCCUGCCUGAACGGAGCCAAGUGCAUUGAUCGCCCAAACGCGUUUGAGUGCACAUGCAGUGAAGGUUUUGCCGGCUUGCUGUGUGAGACCAACAAGGAUGACUGCCUCCCAGACCCGUGCCACUACGGCAAGUGUGAGGACGGGAUCGCUGGCUUUACCUGUAAAUGUAACCCCGGCUACAUGGGCAGCAUAUGCAGUGAGCAGAUCAACGAGUGCCUAAGCCAGCCCUGCCUAAACGGGGGCACCUGCUCUGACCGGGUCAAUGACUACGAGUGCCGCUGUCCAGUCGGCACCUCAGGAGCCAAUUGUGAGGUUAACCCUGAUGACUGUGCGAGUAACCCGUGCGACUACGGAAUCUGUAAAGAUGGCAUCAACCGAUACGACUGUGUCUGUAGCUCUGGUUACACAGGUCCCAUGUGCACGGUAAACAUCAACGAGUGUUCCUCCAACCCCUGCCACAACGGUGGGACAUGCGAGGACAAGGUGGACGGCUUUGUGUGCCUCUGCCCCGAGGGGUACCACGACCCCUACUGUGUGUCCCAGGUGGACGAGUGUAACAGCAACCCCUGCGUUCACGGCAGCUGCAGGGAUGAUGUGAACGGCUACCAGUGUGUUUGCAAGGCUGGCUGGGUGGGUGUGAACUGCGACGUGGACCGAGACGAGUGUGAAUCAGACCCCUGUCAACACGGGGGAGCGUGCGAGAACCUGGUCAACGGCUACAGGUGUACCUGCAGGACAGGCUUCAAAGGGUCGGACUGCCAGAUCAAUAUAAACGAGUGUGCAUCCAAUCCCUGCCUGAACAAAGGGGUCUGUGUUGACGACAUCAAUCACUACUCGUGCACGUGCUCUCUGCCCUACACCGGCCAGAACUGUGAGUUUGUUCUUGACCCGUGUGCCUCGAAACCGUGUGAAAACGGAGCUGUGUGCCUUGAAUCUGAAGACUAUGAAAGCUACAGCUGCACAUGUUCACCUGGUUGGCAAGGUCAGAGAUGCUCGGUGGACAUUGACGAGUGUGUGAAUAGCCCCUGCCAGAACGCUGGCUCCUGUCGGAACUUGCCCGGGAGCUACGAGUGCCAGUGUCGAUCCGGCUACAGUGGGGUGAACUGUGAGACCAACCUCGACGAUUGCAGCCCAGAUCCGUGCCAGAACGGCGGGACAUGUGUGGAUGGCGUUGACGCCUACUCGUGCCGGUGCCUCGCUGGCUUCUCGGGACCGAGGUGCCAGGUGGAGGUGAACGAAUGUGUGAGCAGCCCCUGUCUGAACGGCGGCACCUGCACCGACUACGUCAACAGCUACGUGUGUGAGUGCCGUCCUGGCUUCACUGGCAUUCACUGUCAGAGCAACGUCCAAGACUGCACACAGAGCUCGUGUUUCAACGGUGGGACCUGUGUGGAUGGUAUUAACACGUACACGUGUCAGUGCCAGCCCGGCUUCACCGGUUUAAAUUGCCAGCACGACAUCAACGAGUGCGACUCCAAACCCUGCCAGAACGGGGGCACCUGCACUGAUGGCUUAGGUAGUUACCGCUGCACCUGCCCUUUGGGGUACUCUGGCAACAACUGUCAGAAGCUGGAUAAUCUGUGCAGUCGAUCGCAGUGUAAGAACCGAGGGAAGUGUAUACAACAUGGAGCCAGCUUCCGGUGUGAAUGUCCAAGCGGCUGGAUGGGGUUGUACUGCGAUGUGCCCAACGUUUCCUGUGCAGUGGCUGCCCUCAAACGAGGCUUACUUGAGGUGGAGCAGCUUUGCCAAAACUCGGGCGUCUGUAUCAACGUUGGGAACAGUCAUCGUUGCCAAUGCUCAAUGGGCUACGGCGGCAGCUACUGCGAGGUCAACGUGGAUGACUGUGUCUCGAGCCCCUGUCAAAACGGCGCCAUCUGCAGGGACUUCCUCAACAAUUACGUGUGUGAGUGUGUGGCUGGUUACCAGGGCGUCAACUGCGAAUACGAGGUGGACGAAUGUCAGACCAACGGCUGUCAGAACGGCGGGACGUGCAUCGACCUGGUCAAUCAAUACAAGUGUUCCUGCCCCCCCGGUACCGAGGGGAUUCUGUGUGAAAUAAACAUCGAUGAUUGUCAGCCCGACCCCCACCCCCAGACGGGGGAGCCCCGCUGCCUGAACGGCGGCCAGUGUGUCGACAAGAUCGGUGGGUACGGCUGUGUGUGCCCGCCAGGGUUUGCCGGAGAGCGGUGCGAGGGCGACGUGAACGAGUGUCACCCCAAUCCCUGUAACGGUCAGGGCAGCCUGGAUUGUGUGCAACUCGCCAAUGACUACGUGUGUCGAUGCCGCCCGGCUUUCACAGGGCGGCGCUGUGAGACGGUGGUAGACCUGUGCCUGUCUCAGCCGUGCCUGAACGGGGGCACGUGUACACUGACGAUUAAUGCCCCUCGGGGGUACAGCUGUCACUGCGGACCGGGUGUGGCGGGGCCAAGCUGUGAGUUCACUAACCACACGUGUGGGCGUGUGACGUGCCUGAACGGGGGUGCCUGCGUGAUGAUGCCCGCUGGCCCUCGCUGUCGCUGCCCCCGGGGCUUCAGGGGGUCCGAGUGCCAACUGCUGUCCUCCGGCCCCUGCUUUGCUCAACCGUGCCGUAACGGCGGCUUCUGCACCGACCAGCCCACCCCACCCUUCUACACCUGCCGCUGCGCCGUGGGGUUCCAGGGUCCCACGUGUCAGGUGCCCGCAGAGCAAGCCUGCCCCAGCACCGACUGCCUGGCCAAAGCGGGCGACAGUGUAUGCGACAGGGAGUGUGACACGCGGGCGUGCGGCUGGGACGGGGGGGAUUGUUCGCUCACCCUGAAGGACCCCUGGGAGAACUGCACCCUCGGAGAGACCUGCCGACAGCGCUUCGGCAACCAGCACUGCGACCCCGACUGCAACAGCCCCGAGUGCCUGUUCGACAACUUCGACUGUCACCAGCGAGACCGGAACUGCAACCCUUUCUACAAUCAGUAUUGCCUGGAUCACUAUGAUGAUGGGAACUGUGACCAGGGCUGUAACAAUGAGGAGUGCGGCUGGGACGGGCUGGACUGUGUGGAGGGGGUUCCAGAGCGCAAGGCCAGAGGCACCUUGGUGCUGGUGGUCCUGCUUCCCCCCGUUGAGCUGCUUAAGGACCUGGGCAACUUCCUGCGGCGCCUGGGCACCCUCCUGCAUACCAACCUCCGCGUCAAGAACGACGCCAGCAAUCAGCCCAUGAUCUAUCCUUACUACGGCCACGGGGUCAGGAUGAAACGCUUCCUCAGGGUCACCAGAGAGCUGGGGCAAGAGGCCAUCGGCUCUGAAGUGCACCUGGAGAUCGACAAUCGCCAGUGUUUCCAGACGUCCCAGGACUGUUUCUUAUCCACCGACAAUGCCGCAGCGUUCAUUGCUGCUCUGGGCCGUAAGGGCGACUUGCCAUACCCCAUCUCCUCUGUCAAAAGUGAGGUACUGGAGAAGGCGGGACAGAUGAGCCUCCUCUACCUGCUGAUGGUGGCCGUGGCCAUCAUCAUCCUGAUCAUCAUGCUGGGCGUGGUGGUAGCCAAGCGCAAGCGCAAGCUCGGGCCCCUGUGGUUCCCGGAGGGCUUCAUCCUCAACAAGGAGAGCAAGCGCAAGCGGCGAGAGCCUGUGGGACAGGACGCGGUGGGCAUGAAGAAUCUGUCGAAGCAGGAGGCGGAGGACAGUAUGGUGGACGACAAUCAGAAUGAGCAGUGGCUGGAGGGGGAAGGACCAGAGGCCAAGAAACCCAAGACUGAGGACCAGGCGCUGCUCUCGGAGAACGAGGAUCCAGUUGACCAUCGGAAGUGGACCCAGCAACACUUAGAAGCCGCAGACAUCCGAGUUUCCCCCUCGCUGGCUCUGACCCCUCCACAAGGCGAGCAGGAGACCGACUGUUUGGACGUCAACGUGAGAGGCCCAGAUGGUUUUACUCCCCUGAUGCUGGCCUCGCUGCGAGGCGGGGGCGUGGACACCGGCCUCGAGGAGGAUGAAGACCUGGAGGAUUCGUCGGCCAACGUGAUCACGGACCUCAUCUACCAGGGCGCCAACCUGCUCGCGCAGACCGACCGAACCGGGGAGACCCCGCUACACUUGGCUGCCCGCUACGCCCGCGCCGAUGCCGCCAAACGCCUCCUGGAUGCGUCCGCUGAUGCCAACGCCCAGGACAACAUGGGCCGCUCGCCUCUCCACGCGGCUGUGGCAGCCGACGCUCAGGGAGUGUUCCAGAUCCUGAUCAGGAACCGAGCUACAGACCUGGAUUGUCGGAUGAACGAUGGCACAACGCCUCUGAUCCUGGCCGCCCGGCUGGCAGUGGAGGGGAUGGUGGUGGAGCUCAUUCACUGUCACGCAGAUGUUAAUGCCAUCGAUGAUCAUGGUAAAUCUGCGCUGCACUGGGCAGCUGCCGUUAACAAUGUUGAUGCUACUCGUGUACUCUUGAAGAAUGGAGCCAACAAGGACAUGCAGGAUAACAAGGAGGAGACCCCCUUGUUCCUGGCCGCUCGAGAGGGGAGCUACGAAGCCGCCAAAAUCCUGCUGGAUCACUUUUCCAACCGGGACAUCACAGACCACAUGGACCGCUUGCCCCGAGACAUCGCCCAGGAGCGGAUGCACCACGACAUUGUCCACCUGCUGGACCAGUACAACUUGAUCAGGAGCCCACAGCAGGGCCCCAUGGGCACCGCACUCUCCCCCGCCAACUGUCCGCCCGGCGUCUCCUUUGCCAACAUGAAGCAGACUCCUCAGGGCAAGAAAGCCAGACGGGCAAGUUCCAAGACACCCGCUCAGGGCAAUGCCAAGGAAACCAAGGCCCGGCGGAGGAAAAAGUCCAUCGGUGAUGGGAAAGGGCCACUGGUGGAGAGCUCCGUGGCUCUGUCACCUGUCGAAUCCCUGGAAUCCCCGCACACGUACGUGUCGGACACCACCUCGCCGACUCUGCUGACAUCUUCCGGGGGUUUGGCAUCCGCGCCUCUUCAUCCCACCCCUUCGCUGCAGAGCCAGUUGGCGAUGUCUCUCUCCAGCCUGAAUGAGAUGAAGUGCCUGCCCAUGGGCUCCAACUCUGUGCUUUCCUCCUCCGUGGGUCAGGUCCCACCCUCUGUUUCCCAUCCUGCCAUGAGCAGCCAUGCCAACAACCUGGGGCCAACCCUGGGGAGAGUCGGGCAGAUGAACAUCGAGUGGAUGAACCAGAUGGGCAUUUCCACUUCUCAGUACAGCCCAAUGUUGGGCAUCCUCCACCAGGUGUCCGGCUCCUACCCCAAUGUCCACCAGCAGAACCCAGUACUCCAUCCUAACAUGGCUCCGGUCCACAUGGCCAUGAUCAGGGAUGCCUUCCCACAGCUUGUGACCUACCAGCCGAUGAACGGAGGCUUGACGCAGCCAUUGAUGCAGCAGCACCAAGCGCAGAGCAGUCAAGCUGCCCAGCAACAAGCCCAGCCCUACUGCGGCUCGAUGACCCCGGCACCGGGGAAUCCCAUGCAUCAGAUACCCAACGGCCAACUGAACAACGUGAUGAUGCCCGCCCAGGAGGGGCAGGGGUCCCAGACCGUCCUGCCACCCUACCACAAGCUGCCCACCUCAGUGCAGAUGGAUAAGUUCCCGACCCCACCAUCGCAGCAUAGCUAUGUGUCCAUGACCACCGACAACACCCCGAACCAUCACAUCCACCUGCAGAGCGAGCACCCGUAUCUGACGCCCUCGCCAGAGUCCCCGGAUCAGUGGUCCAGCUCCUCCCCACAUUCCACGUCCGAUUGGUCUGACAUCACGCCCAGCCCGGCGCCCCUUGGCCAGCGGCCUCAGGUUUCCCACAUUCCAGAGCAACAGAGGGGGAGCGUGCAGGUGUUUGCCUCUUAAGAGCCAGCCCUGGGCUCCAGCAAGACUUUAUGUGGAAAGCUGAAGUGAAGACAGGAAAGGAGCACUGUGGCACCUCUGCCCAGCAGACGUGCCCGUACUCAGAAAAGGGUCGCCUAGAAAGCACUCAACAGUCUUAAGAAAGAUCAACUCUUCUAAAUUCAGAGACUGGCAGAGGAACGUGACUUCAGCGUGUAUUGAAGACUUUCUUAUUUAUUCUAAUCACUAGUAUCACUGCCCUCUUCCAUAUUUAUGUUGGCAUAUUUUAAUUCCUUAGAACAUCAUUGUACUGUGAGCUUAGGUUCUUUUUCUCUCUGUUUUAAAAGAAAACUGUACACCCUCCUAGUUAAGGUGCCUUCCAGGUUUAUUUCACUUUGAUAUGCUCCACAUCUGACUCCUGACUUCAGCCCAAACCCAAUUCAGAGCAGGGGGUAAUAGCCAGCAUUGCCUUUGGUGAAGGAGGAGGAGAUGCAAUGAAACACGGGAGUAAAAUCACAGUUUACUUUUUAAUGAACAGUUGUAACUUAUAUGGUUGAAGGAACCAUGUAUCGGAGUGGGGAUUGGGAAAGAGGGAAUAGAAGACUAAUUUCCAUAGCUCGUAUUCCCAACGAAAGCCCUCUAUUUCCAACUGCUUUACACUUUUUUUCUCUUGUUUUUGUAAAAAAAAUCCUUGCCACCCAUUCCUUCUGUGGUACAAAACAUUCCCUGGCUCACGACUGUAAAUCAGGUACUGUAUGUACUUUGUUUGAUGUCCCACACGUGUCAGUUGAUGUGUUAUGUUGGUGGGAAAAUUGAAGUUUGUCUUAACUUUCAUUUUUUUUUUAUCUUUGGGGGAAACAAAAUUCUUUCCUGAUGAUACAGAACCAAGUUCGGACUUUUGUUGGUUCCUCUGACCUGAAGCGCAAGUUCCCUUGCCUCUCGGUCAGCCACUAAAUUUAAUUAAUCCAGAUAUUUGAAGGAAAAUGAGACAAAUGAUUUUUUAGCUUGAUCUUUCUAUUCCUCUGACCUUCAGUGUCCAGCAUGUCAUUGAGAAAGCAGAGUGAAACAAAGACACUUUCCUGGGAGAGGAGAGAAGGGGAAGUGGGAGAGAUAAUUUGAUAGGGGGAAAAGAAAGCUCUAGUUAUUUGUACAAGUCCCGUGCUGUGUUGUUCGGUAUAGAAGAGAACCUAAGGGCAAGUAUUGCUUGCCUAAAGCCUUAAUAACCUCACAUCAACAUCGCACACACAAACAAGAGGAGCUGUCUGCCUGGAGUUCUUUCCUUUCAUGUUGGAAGUUACAUCACAAACACCCCCCUUCUUUGCCCCUCCAACCCUUUCCCACAGUUAUUGACUCACACCCACAGUUGGAGUUUGCAAUGAAGUAAAUGCUUAAAUGAAGGAGCUUCACAGUCAGGCUGAUUCCUGGAAUGUAGAGGUUUCAGCGAAACAAACUUUGGUUACCGUUACUUUAAUUGUGUUAAAAUUAAAGUAACUUGUUCACAUGCUGUCUCGCCCCACACAUCUCGCUCAAGCUUAGAGGUUGGGUAAAGGUCUGAUUAGGGAGUCAGAGGGUGGGAGUGAGGGGCAAUUGGCGUGACUUCCUCGAAUGCUACCAACACUCAAUGUCACUCUUGCCAGGGAAGUUGAGGCUUUCGAUGCUUUUCCUAUUGAUUCAAAUUAAGUCAAUUGCACUUAGCAAGAACCAUUUUCCCACAUGAAGGGCACUAAAUCUUGCCAAUUUCUGCAUCCAAACUAAAUGAAGUUUGUUUUCUUCCCUUCCAUGAAACUUAUAUUUUUUAUUAAAAUAUUGUACUUUAUGAAGCCAAAAUGAAGAUAUACAGUGUUAAAUCGGAAAUCCCAGCUAGAUUAGAGAUCUUUGGGAUUGUGACUAUUCACUGUACCUUAUGAAACACUUUGAAGAUUUUACCUGUAAAAUUUACAGGUACUUAGAUUAUUUUGCUAGCAUUGCGAUUUUGGGUAGAAUUCUGUGUUUGGGGACUUGUAUGUACGGCUCAUAGCAAAUUCUUAGUCUAUGCUUAUUGUUGCAAUGUGGUAGCCUUGAUUUUAAAUUGCUUGUCACUUUCUGUCUACCCUCUCCACAAGUUGUGCAUUAUUGUGAUAAUUGGAGACAUUUGGAUUGAUUUUUUUUAAUGCCUCUUGAAAUUUCUGUGAAAUGUUUGUAAAAUAAUCUAUUCAAAUGGAGUCCGUAUCUUAACACUUAAAAUCGCAUCCAAUGGGAAAGGGAAUUGGUUGGUGGGGGUCGGAGUUAGAAAAGAGACAAAACCAAUGAACAAGUGAUUUUAUUUUACAUUCAUUGACAGGUAGCGAAGUGUGUGUUCAAGCCCAACUGUGAGAUUGAAUUUGGAGUACAAGUUGCUGCCCCCUGUCCCAUGAUUUUUUAACCAAACACCCAGGUUAUUGUUCUCAGAGGAGGUUAAAAUUUAACAAGUGCAUUUAAAAAGUUUGAGUUUGGGAGGAGUCAAAAAAACAAGGUCAGCUUUAAAUCAGCCUCAAGGAUACGCUACAGUCUCGUGUAUGUUCAAUGGGACAAGUGGCUGGUUCUGUUCAAUUGACUGAAGCAGGCCAGGUACAGUAAUAACCUUUCAGAGCUCAGUGCUGUAAUGAGUGUGAUUGUAUAUCGGGUAUAUCAGUGCUGCAAUGGGGUUCUUCUGCGAGUCUGGGACUCCUGAGAAUUGGAGCGUUCUCAAGAUUGUGUAACAUUUUGUCAGACCCCUCCCCACACUCCUAACAUCAUUCAACUAAUCACCCAUCCGGUACAUUUGGUUUAGGUCACUUGGGCUUGUGAUGGGAAUUGGCAGAGCUGUUCGCUAAAACUUGUAAGACAUAUGCACAUAUGAGUGUGGUGGGGGAGGAGCGGGGGGUGGGGAAUCAGUAGCCCGUCAAGGGUAUUUGGCUUUUAAUUUUGUUUUCCUUGUUAAUUUUCUCGUCCGCUCGGAGUCAGUAUCAGAGAGGGUUGUUUGUCGUUCUGAUCUGAAUGUAGAAUGAAGAAUGUAGUCUGUAUCUUAACACUUAAAAUUUCAUCCAAUGGGAAGGGGAAUUGGUGGUUGGGGUUUGGGUCAGAGGACAGAGGAAGAGAAGAUUUCUCAUUGGUGCUAUUCUCUAAAUCUAUUACUGUUAUAGUCCCUGACAGAUCUAUUCUUCAGGUUAACUAACUGCUUGGAAUAAUCUGCGAUUCUCACAGCUGGGCUGAAAGACACAACGCAGAACCAACAUGGGAGCAAAGGAUUUUUUCUUCACAACCCAACUGCAGAGAUUUACAUACUAAAUAUAUUCUUGUACAAAAAAAGUCACAAUGUGGAAGAAAGUGAGGAAUGGAAAGCGCGUAAUUUUACGUGAAAUAUAUCUUUUUCUGUUAAUCCUGUGAUCGGGUGGCAUGAUUUCAAAUAAGUUGGUGACACUUUUUUUUGGGGUGUUUUAAAACCAAUUUGAAACAAUCGCAUGGGAAGUUAGACUUGAUGUUUCCAUUUUUGACUUGUUGAUCCUCCCUCCUCUCUCCUCCCCCCGCCCCCCAAACAAGGCCCAAUGUGGAGCACGACAGGUUGCUUGUAUUAAGUUUCUGUCGCAAACCAAUCUCGCUGCAACGUCUUAACUUUUUAAUAGCCAAAUGGACGACUAGCCAAAGGCUAGAAAAAUGCUGUUUUCCUCUCCCUUCCCAUCCCACAGAUGCUAUUCCACCACUGAGAGAAGGUCUACCUACUUUUAUAUACAGACAGACACACAGACAGACGGCUUUGUUAAUGCUCAGUUUGCUGAAACGAUAAUUAUUACGAACACGUUUCCCUCUAUGACAUUAUGUAAAUUGUGACUCUUUGUUCAUUGUUUUCCCCAACCGUCUGCCUCUCCCUCAACAUCCAUCUGACAACACAACCAACCAACACCCCUUUCCCCCAACCAAUUAACCAUCUGAUCCCAACCACCCAACCCAAAUCAACAACCAGAAAUUAAAACAUGUGUUGCAAAAGGUCAUACAGACAAUCACGUCAUCAUACUUUCAUAUGGUAACACACGAACAUAACUACAGAAAAAGCAACAGACCGAUGGUGUGUGCCCAUGAAUCCUUGUAAAUAAGUUCUAACUUUGUACGACAGAAUGGAUCUUUGGCAAAAAUCAUAUAUUUUUUGCUGUGUUUUAAAUGUAUAUGUACUAAAAAUGCUUAUUAUUCUUAGACAAAAUAUUGAAAUCAAAGCAAUGUACGAGUAGAUAGAGAUCUAUUUUUUAAUUUUUUUACACAACGUUUCAUGAGAAAAGUAGUUUCAAAUAGAUUCCUGCAGAGAAUUAUUUUUUCUGAAGAUCACAAUUUGUACAUGAAGUAUCAAAUGUAACAUAAAAACAGAUGUUUAAAAUCUA
This is a messenger RNA of Callorhinchus milii (elephant shark), 12004 nucleotides long. RefSeq names its product notch receptor 2. The record is from RefSeq and is a predicted model, not a curated record. Gene Ontology annotation, cellular component: membrane. Bases 204 to 7661 code for a protein of 2485 amino acids. Gene Ontology annotation, molecular function: calcium ion binding; Notch binding. Gene Ontology annotation, biological process: Notch signaling pathway; cell differentiation; regulation of developmental process. The transcript has 34 exons. Lineage: Eukaryota; Metazoa; Chordata; Chondrichthyes; Chimaeriformes; Callorhinchidae.